AUGCCGCCAAAGUCGCCCCAGCUCGACGACGCCGUCGAAGCGACUCCACGCGCUCGCAUGACCAGGUCCGCCCUGUCCCGAGGCAGCCUCGCCAGCGCAGCCACCUCGAGCAAUCGCCCUUCCUCCGUCGUCGUCGACCUGACCGGUCACCCAGUCGCGGUGCCUCACAGCGCCGGCACCCCCUCUCGCCCCAACAAUGAGUCCCUCCGCACCGGCAGAGACAGCUCCCGUAGUCAGUCGUCCUCCAACAUCACCGUCGAGGUACCCGUCCCGCGUUCGAAAAUCGGGCGCCCGCCCUCGAAGCUCGCAUCGUCCCAGUCCAUGUCCAAGCUGCGCAAGAGGACGGACGAGACGCCCGCGAGUGCCGCCUCUACUGCCCGCGCUCGCACACAAUCUAGCAUAUCCCAUCUUCGCACCCCUUCGUCCGCUACCCACAGCGUCCGGUCUAGCCUCGCAUCGACGAACAACGAGGACACGAGUGGCUACGCAGACUGCGAGCCAAUCAAGACUUAUCUGCGCAUCAGGCCGCCGCAGGAGAAUGCCAAACGGGAGCAAGCUAGCCCGUACAUUGAGGUCGUCAGCGACACAGAAGUCCUCAUGCAUCCCCCAAAGGAGGCCGACUUGACCAACGCCCGGACCGCAGCCCGAGCUCGCACGCACAGCACCGCGUCUGCGACCAAGUACAUCUUCUCAAAGGUGUUUCCUCCUGACACGGCAUCUCCAAAAGGCCCCGACGCGCAGCGAGACUCCGGGCAAGCCGCUUUUUUCCGCGACACGACGCUGCCCAUGGUCGAAGACCUUCUCAACGGACAAAGCGGCUUGAUCUUCACCUACGGCGUGACCAAUAGCGGCAAAAGCUACACUGUCAUGGGCAGUGGAGGGCCGGGCGAGGCUGGCAUCCUACCUCGUACGCUCGACGUCAUCUUCAACAGCAUCAAGGGGUUGGAGAGCAAGACGGAUAUCCGUCCGAUCGGCCUUUCGGGUAUCGAGCGUGUCGACGCGUCAAAAGGCGCAGCGACGCACCCGGCCUCGGUUGGGAUCGAUCCCUUCUUGGUGCCUGGCCUCACGAAAAAGCUUUUCGACAGGGCAACAUCACGCUCGCUCAAGGUUCUCAAGGCGCACGACCACGACAGCACCAAGCUGCCUGUGGACCGCAACCAACGCUACAGCGUUUGGGUCAGCUACGUCGAGGUUUACAACGAGAAACUGUUCGAUCUGCUCGAUGGACCGCCGAGGAGCAACGCUGGAUCCAGCAGCGGCCUGGCGCGAUCCGAAAGCACGCGCGGAUCAAACUGGAGCAUUGCCACGACAGCCGCUGGAAGCAGCGACGCUGCUGGCAAUUACACGCUGAAGCGCAGGGCCCUGUCGCUCAAGGGUGAUUCCAACGUUCCGGGCAAGUACGUCGCAGGACUAAGGGAGGUCAAAGUCAACAGCGCGACUGAGGCGCGAGAUUUCCUGGUCCGGGGACAGGAGAACCGCGCUGUGUUUGGGACGAACGCGAACCGUGUCAGCUCGCGGAGCCAUGGCAUCUUCACAAUCAAGCUGAUCCGUGAGCACGGCGGCGUGCAAUAUCUGCAAAACGAAGGCGACGGCGAUCUCAGCUCGGGCUCUUACAACGUCGCCAGGCUCAGCAUCGUCGACCUUGCCGGCAGCGAGAGGCUUGCCAACACCGGCUUGACAUCGGGCGAUCGGCUCAAGGAGGCCGGCAACAUCAACAAGAGCCUCAUGGUUCUCGGGCAGUGCUUCGAGAUACUGAGGCAGAAUCAGAGCAGAGCCUCGUUCGCGCAAGACGCCGUCGAAGGGCCGAUGUUUCUGUCGACAAGCCAGCCUCGCCUUCCGACGGCAGCCAGCAGCACACCACCAAAGAAGAGGCAAAGCCUCGUGCCCUUCCGCCAUUCUAAACUCACCGAGCUCUUUCAGAACUUCCUUGCCGGAGAGGGUAAGACCGUGAUGAUUGUCAACGCCAACCCGUACGACACCGGUUUCGACGAGAACUCGCACGUCAUGAAGUUUAGCGCCGUGGCGAAAGAGGUCGGCACGACCCGCGCCGAGCCUGCAAAAGCCAAAGCGAUGCCCCGGAAAGCCAUGGAGGUCGAGGUGCCUCCGCCAAAGCCCGUCAAGCGCGGUCCUGGUCGUCCUCGAAAAGGGGCACCUCGCGACAGCCAGCGCGAUACUCACGCCUCGGAACUGAGCGAAGUUCGAGACAUCACAAUUGUCGAAGUUGACGAGUCCGACGACGAGGACGAGAGCGAUCCGUUCGUCGACAUGCUCGUCGAGAAGCACGAGGAGUUGCGCCAAAAGCUCUACGCAUCUGAAUUGCGUUGCGCCCUCAUCGAAAAGGAGAUUCGUGAGGAAAUGGCCGACGAGAUGGAGCAGCGGCUACUGGAAAUGCAGUCGAGGUACAAUCAGAGGCUUGCCGAGGACGCUGAGCAAAACGAGCAGUUCGUCAACCGAAAGAUCGACCUGCUGGUGCGAUCGAGCAUGGCCCAAGAGAAGCAGGUCGGCGCCAGCAAGCCCGACAGCGACGACUCUGAGCUCAGUGAGCUAUCCAGCAGUGGGGGCAGCGACCUUGACGAUGACGAGCAGGGUACAAGCAGGGCCAAUGGCCGCCAAGGCAGUAGCGAAAGCGACAGUGGCGAAGACGAGGAUCAGAGCGUGAUCGUCCGGCAGAGCCAGGCGCUGGACGGAAACGGCGAGAGCGAGAGCGACGACGAUGGCGUCGAAGCGGAAGCCAACAGCGACGAGAGCGACCAAGAUGACGAUGAGGAAGACGAGGAUGAGGUGGAAAACGAGCUCGAGCUCGCGGCUACCCGUGGCAACAAGAAGCAACCACGUCCGGUGUCGGAUUCGGACUCUUCCUUUGCGAGUGAAGCAUCCAGCGACGAGGCGCAACAUCGGCCAAGCAAGAGGAGAACAUCCAACCCCACGACAAAGACCAAGACCAAGGCUCGCAGCAGUCGAACCAGUACCAACACCGGCCGGAGCGGCCGCGGAGCCCUGACCCGGACGCCCCUGUGGGAACGCAACCAAGACGCCUCGACCAUUGCUCUCAGCGACAUGAGUGAUGCCAGCAUGAUCGCCGAGGAUUGCGUGACACCCAAGCCCAAGAGGAAGCUUCGCAAGAAGGCAGCAGUGCAGGAGGACGACAUGGUGGACCAGAUUGGCGAUUCCAGCGUUGUCGAGAUUGCUCAUCCCACCGGCCUUACGACGCUUCUGAAGUCUCGCCGAUCCGUACGUUAG
Messenger RNA from Pseudozyma flocculosa PF-1, 3240 nucleotides. RefSeq lists its product as uncharacterized. The transcript is spliced from 8 exons. Lineage: Eukaryota; Fungi; Basidiomycota; Ustilaginomycetes; Ustilaginales; Ustilaginaceae. Gene Ontology annotation, cellular component: kinesin complex; nucleus; microtubule. The record is from RefSeq and is a predicted model, not a curated record. Gene Ontology annotation, biological process: microtubule-based movement. Gene Ontology annotation, molecular function: ATP hydrolysis activity; microtubule motor activity; microtubule binding. Bases 1 to 3240 code for a protein of 1079 amino acids.